Lolium perenne is the source of this 510-nucleotide messenger RNA. Its product is annotated as late embryogenesis abundant protein D-34-like. The record is from RefSeq and is a predicted model, not a curated record. NCBI's taxonomy places the organism in Eukaryota, Viridiplantae, Streptophyta, Magnoliopsida, Poales, Poaceae.
AUGGAGCAAGGCCAGCCCAGAGUGGACUGCCAAGCCUACGCCCAGACCAUGACGAGCAACCAAGCCAGGGUGUUCGAAGGCCCCGAGAAGGUUACCCCAAGGGACGCCGACGAGCUCAACGUGGAGCGGCUCGCACACGUGAAGAUCGCGGAGGCGCUGGAGGCGGCGGCGCUGGCCGUGGGCGACCACCCCGUGGAGCGGUCCGACGCCGCGGCGAUACGAGCGGCGGAGGCGCGCGCCGUCGGCCCGGGAGCGACCAUCCCCGGCGGGGUCGCCGAGCAGGCGGAGCAGGCGGCGGAGUCCAACGCCACGGUCGAGGACGACGAGGACAAGGUCACUAUCGCCGACGUCCUUAAGUGGAACGCGACGGCGAAGCUGCCGACGGACAAGGCGGUGACGAGGGAGGACGCGGCGGCCGCGGUGGAGUCCCCCGGUGAGGCGACCAAGCCAUACGGCGUGGGGGCGGCGCUUACAGAGGCGGCGAGGCACAACCAGGACGAAUCGUGGUAA